ACAGUUGACAACAAAAGUCUCUCUCUCUCUCUCUCUCUCUCUCGGUGUGUCUCUAUCUCAUUCCCGUUGUAGCAACGGCUUGGCGACACGAUGCAUAGACAAUCCUUGGGUUCUCCUUCUCCCAAAGUCCCCAAGCUCAUCACCGACGAAGACGACGAUGCUCCCAAACCUCACCGUCUCAGUCUCAGCCUCUCCUCGCCGCCGCCUCCGCCGCCGCACAAGUUCGUCCACCUCAUUCCUCUCCUCACUCUCCUCUGCUUCUUCGUCCUCUACCUCUUCUCCCACUCUCCCUCUCCAUCAGACUUGAAUCAUUUCACCGGAUUCAACCGCUCGCCCUCGCACCGUCUAGAUUUGGCGGAGAAGAUCGGCGGCGACAUUGGACAAUACAUGGAUGUAAAAAGAAGCGAUGUUUUGGCGAUCCGAAGUUUGCAACAGCUUCCGAAACCUCGCCCUCACCGGAAACUCGCCGAUUUUUAAGCUCGCACGUGCUCUUCGCUUAUUUUCCUUAAUAUUCUUGUUCCUGUUGUACAUCAUAUUUGCUUUUAUUUAUCGCUCGAGAAAAAAAUAAAAUCAUUUUCACCUUCUUACA
Glycine soja is the source of this 589-nucleotide messenger RNA. RefSeq lists its product as uncharacterized. Bases 91 to 477 code for a protein of 128 amino acids. Lineage: Eukaryota; Viridiplantae; Streptophyta; Magnoliopsida; Fabales; Fabaceae. The transcript is spliced from 3 exons. The record is from RefSeq and is a predicted model, not a curated record.